Spodoptera littoralis (African cotton leafworm) is the source of this 948-nucleotide messenger RNA. The record is from the annotation of a GenBank genome assembly. Lineage: Eukaryota; Metazoa; Arthropoda; Insecta; Lepidoptera; Noctuidae.
AUGAAUACUUUCCUUUACUUUUUUGUAAUUUUAAUCAGUAGUAUAAACGCUUUGCCUGCAGGAGAGGGUUAUUAUAAUUUCUUUAAUUAUUUAUACGAUGAUUUUGGAGAAAACAGCAUCGAUGGGGUUGAAACUAUUGAUAUAUCGAGCUUGGGACCUGAGGCAUACGGACUACCGAAAAAUGAAAGUGGUGAUGCAUUGUCCCAAUGGUCAGAAUCAUCUCUCAUGAACCCUGAGGAAGUCGGAGACUAUGCAGAGGGAGAUAUCCUGAUGCCUCCACAGCAAGGCAGGAACGGUGUCAGGGAAGAAGUGCUACGCUGGCCCCAGGGACAUAUUCCUUAUGUUAUUGAAGGAUAUUUCAACUCAGAGCAGCGUGAAACUAUAAUGAGGGCGAUAGCCGACUACCAUAGACUGACGUGCUUACGGUUUGUACCCUACAAUGGACAGAAGGACUACAUCACUAUUCAGAGCAAGAAUACUGGAUGCUGGUCUAGUGUUGGACGCAUUGGUGGUCGCCAAGAAGUCAACCUCCAGUCUCCUGGAUGUGUCUCCAAGAAAGGCACAGUGCUGCACGAGCUGCUGCAUGCUAUUGGGUUCAUGCAUGAACAGAGCCGACCUGAACGUGAUGAUUUCGUUAGAGUGCGAUACAAUAACAUCAAACCUGGUGCUGAGAGUAACUUCAGGAAGUCGACAGUCAAGCAAACAAAUGACUUCAACGUGCCUUAUGACUACAACAGCGUGAUGCAUUACUCCGAGUUUGCCUUCUCUAAGAACCAACAGAAGACCAUUGAACCUAAGGUUGGAGGUGUAAAACUGGGACAACGCGAGGGUCUUAGCCGUGGAGACGUCAAGAAAAUAAACAACAUGUAUAACUGCAAGAAAGAGGAGCCCCAGUCUGGUUGGCUAGGAGGAGUGUUCCAGAACAUAUUUGGAGCAAAAACACGUUAA